AUGAAAGAUUGUGGUCCAGGAGAAAUCUGUAUAUGUGCGAAAUAUCGUUUUAAAUGUACAAAAGAUGAUCAAGCUUGUAGUAAACAGGAACAAUCAGCAGAAAUUACAAAAUGGGCAUAUAUCGUGACGUCUAAAAGCGUAUGCUCAGCAUUACAAAAUCCAAUGAGUGGUGCUUCUCAUGUGAAAUGUUGCUCAACUAAUCGAUGCAAUCAACCUGAUAAUGGCAAAUGUUCAUGGUCUCAAAGUCGUCGUCGAGCUCUACGAAAAUUUACUGAUUUACUCGAUUUUUAA
Molecule: messenger RNA, 291 nt
Organism: Rotaria sp. Silwood1
Lineage: Eukaryota; Metazoa; Rotifera; Eurotatoria; Philodinida; Philodinidae
Source: the annotation of a GenBank genome assembly